AUGGUGGACAGUGACACGAAUUCCCCUACGUGGAAGUUCACCCAGUGCUUCGGAGACAAGGGCGACGUGGAGGACAUCACUGAAGCUGACAUCAUCUCGACGGUCGAGUUCGAUCACACGGGUAACUACCUAGCGACGGGAGACAAAGGUGGUCGGGUCGUGCUCUUCGAACGGAACGAGACGAAAAAGACAUGCGAGUACAAGUUCCACACGGAGUUUCAGUCCCACGAGCCCGAAUUCGACUACCUGAAGUCUUUGGAAAUCGAGGAAAAGAUCAAUAAGAUCAAGUGGUGCCGCCGACAGAAUGCAUCCCACUACCUGCUCUCAACAAAUGACAAGACGAUCAAGUUAUGGAAGGUCUUUGAGAAGUCGCUCAAGGUCGUGGCUGAGAACAACUUAUCUGACGAUCUGACUCCCGCAAACCUCACCGGUGGAGGAGGCGCUCCGAAACAGUCGCCUGCGCAUCGCUUUAAGAAUGCCGAGGACCUCAUUAUGCCCCGCCUCACCCACCAUGACACCGUUGUCGCCGCCGUGCCCCGCCGGACCUACGCCAAUGCCCAUGCCUACCACAUCAACAGUAUAUCAGUCAAUAGCGAUGGCGAGACAUUUAUCAGCAGCGAUGACCUCCGUAUCAACUUGUGGAACCUCAACAUUCAGGACCAGAGCUUCAACAUUGUCGACAUCAAACCGGCCAACAUGGAGGAGCUGACCGAGGUGAUAACUGCCGCCGAAUUCCACCCUCUGAGCUGCAAUUGGUUCAUGUAUGCCAGCUCCAAAGGCACCAUCAAGCUUGCCGAUAUGCGCCAGAGCGCUCUGUGUGAUAGUCACGCAAAGCUCUUUGAACAAGAAGAAGACCCAUCUUCGAGGUCAUUCUUCUCCGAAAUCAUCUCAUCAAUCUCGGACGUUCGCUUUUCUUACGAUGGCCGCUACAUUCUGUCUCGUGACUAUCUGACGGUGAAGAUUUGGGAUAUCAACAUGGAGCGCCAGCCGGUCAAGACAAUUCCCAUCCACGAACACCUGCGUCCUCGUCUCUGCGACACGUACGAGAACGACAGUAUCUUCGACAAGUUUGAAGUCGUCUUCUCAGGAGACGCCAAGAACGUUAUGACUGGCAGCUACAAUAACAACUUCAUGAUCUACCCGUCGGAUCCGGAGAAAGAAGUUGAGGUGGUGCUACAGGCCGACAAGUCUGCCUUCAAGGCCAAAAAGGUCGGCGUACCCACGCCCAUUAAUUCAUCCACCAGCCCAACCGCAACCAAUGGCGGCAAGAAGGGAGGUUCUCGUGCUGGCAGCCCUGCUGCCGGAGCUGGCGGCCAGGGCCAAAGAAUGCGCAAGGAAACUGAUGCCGACCAGAUUGAUUUCAACAAGAAGAUCCUCCACAUGAGUUGGCAUCCAUUUGAGGAUAGCAUUGCUAUUGCGGCAACGAACAACUUAUUUGUUUUCUCUGCACUAUAA
Messenger RNA from Colletotrichum graminicola M1.001, 1455 nucleotides. RefSeq names its product serine-threonine phosphatase 2A subunit B alpha and beta domain-containing protein. Bases 1 to 1455 code for a protein of 484 amino acids. The transcript is spliced from 6 exons. NCBI's taxonomy places the organism in Eukaryota, Fungi, Ascomycota, Sordariomycetes, Glomerellales, Glomerellaceae. The record is from RefSeq and is a predicted model, not a curated record. Gene Ontology annotation, cellular component: cytosol; protein phosphatase type 2A complex. Gene Ontology annotation, molecular function: protein phosphatase regulator activity; protein binding. Gene Ontology annotation, biological process: peptidyl-serine dephosphorylation.